AUGGACAACAACGAUGAACAAGAACUGCCGAAAGGCUGGGAGAAGCGCGUCAGCCGCUCAACCGGUCAGCCGUACUACCUCAACAUUUACACGAAAGAGUCCCAGUGGGAUGUGCCCACGGAAGAGGCCUCCACGAAGGACAACGAGAAGAUUCGCUGUUCGCACCUGCUGGUAAAGCACUCGGGCAGUCGCCGGCCCAGCUCCUGGCGCGAGGACACCAUCACACGAACAAAGGAGGAGGCCCUCGCUCUGGUGCGCGACUACCAGGACAAAAUCAAACAGGGCCACAGUACACUGGAGGAGCUGGCGCGAGAGCUGUCCGACUGCAGUUCGGCUAAGCGGGGCGGCGACCUGGGCUUCUUUGCCCGCGGUGCUAUGCAAAAGCCUUUCGAGGAUGCCGCCUUUCGGCUGAAGGUGGGCGAAAUGUCCGACAUUGUGGACACCGACUCCGGGGUGCACCUCAUUCUGCGGACUGCCUGA
This is a messenger RNA of Rhagoletis zephyria (snowberry fruit fly), 480 nucleotides long. The record is from RefSeq and is a predicted model, not a curated record. Lineage: Eukaryota; Metazoa; Arthropoda; Insecta; Diptera; Tephritidae.